This is a messenger RNA of Drosophila eugracilis, 1175 nucleotides long. RefSeq names its product probable tRNA N6-adenosine threonylcarbamoyltransferase (gene Tcs3). Gene Ontology annotation, biological process: tRNA threonylcarbamoyladenosine modification. The coding region runs from base 75 to 1118 and encodes 347 amino acids. The transcript is spliced from 3 exons. Lineage: Eukaryota; Metazoa; Arthropoda; Insecta; Diptera; Drosophilidae. Gene Ontology annotation, cellular component: EKC/KEOPS complex; cytoplasm. The record is from RefSeq and is a predicted model, not a curated record.
UAGAGUAAUCAACCAGGGUCACACUGUUUAUUGUUUACAUCGCUUGUUUAAGAUUUCUUAUUAGAAUUUAAAACAUGGUUUGCGCUUUGGGCAUUGAAGGCAGUGCCAAUAAAAUUGGCGUGGGCAUAAUUAAAGAUGGUGAAGUACUGGCCAAUGUAAGGAGAACAUAUAUAACCCCACCAGGAGAAGGUUUCCUUCCCAAGGAGACGGCCAAACAUCAUAGGGAAGCCAUCCUGGGCUUGGUGAAAGCCAGUUUAAAGGAAGCCCAAUUAAAGCACUCCGAUCUGGAUGUUAUUUGCUAUACAAAAGGUCCAGGAAUGGCCCCUCCUCUGCUCGUUGGAGCCAUUGUGGCCCGCACGUUGUCACUUUUGUGGGAGAUCCCACUCCUGGGUGUGAAUCACUGCAUUGGCCACAUCGAGAUGGGUCGCCUAAUUACCGGUGCCCAGAACCCCAUCGUUCUCUAUGUCAGCGGUGGAAAUACCCAGGUUAUUGCUUACUCCAAUAAGAGAUAUCGUAUCUUUGGAGAAACUAUUGACAUCGCCGUGGGCAAUUGUUUGGAUCGAUUUGCCCGCAUCAUCAAGCUGUCUAACGAUCCCAGUCCGGGAUACAACAUCGAGCAGCUGGCCAAGAAUAGCAGUCGAUAUAUUAAACUGCCCUAUGUAGUCAAAGGAAUGGAUGUAAGCUUUUCUGGAAUUCUUUCGUAUAUAGAGGAUCUGGCUGAACCGGGAAAGAGACAAAAUAAAAGGAAGAAGCCGCAGGAAGCAGAGGUCACAGAUUACACCCAAGCGGAUCUGUGCUACUCACUACAGGAGACCAUCUUCGCCAUGCUGGUAGAGAUCACUGAGCGGGCCAUGGCUCACUGUGGUUCUAAUGAGGUUCUGAUAGUAGGAGGAGUGGGCUGCAAUGAGCGACUCCAAGAAAUGAUGCGUAUUAUGUGCGAGGAGCGUGGAGGCAAACUCUUCGCCACCGAUGAACGUUAUUGCAUAGACAAUGGUCUUAUGAUUGCCCAUGCCGGAGCAGAGAUGUUCCGCUCUGGCACCAGGAUGCCCCUGGAAGAAGCUUUUGUAACACAGCGAUACCGCACGGACGAAGUGCUGGUCAGCUGGCGGGACGACUAAUCACAAAAGGACUAAUUAGUGUGCUUCGUUUGUUUAUUAAAUAACUACUUCCUGUAA